UGUCUUGCUUUCUAUAUGGGUAAAGAGCGUUGCAUAGCUAAAUCCUUGCAUUUGAGAGAUGAGGCGUGUAGCUGUAAAAGCUUGGUACUUCAUCAGACUCAGGUGUAUAAUUCCAAAGAAACUUUUCUGAAAUGUGAGAUACGAAAACUGAAGAUUGAGCGGAGAUUUGUGUUUAAUAUGCGGUUCAUGCCGCUGGAACUGCUCUGGCAUUCUCUAGAUGAAUGGCUCGUUCUUAUAGCCACGGAGCUGAUGAAAAACAAAAGGGACUCUUCUAACAUUACUUCUAUAUUACUGAAGCAAAAAGGACCAGAUCACCAGGAUGCCACUCCUACGCCUGCCUUUGCUGCUGCAAGAACCGAGGGCAGAAAAGAGUUAUCCACUGACACUGGCGAGUCAAAAACAUACGAUGUUGCCGGGAAGCAGGAAGCUUGUGCUGAUUGCCAGGAUGUUAUCUCCAUGACAGCGAACAGGCUAAGUGCUGUCAUUCAAGCCUUUUAUAUGUGCUGCUCCUGUCAGAUGCCUCAGGGGAUGACAUCGCCUCGUUUUAUAGAAUUUGUCUGUAAACACGAUGAUGUCCUUAAGUGUUUUGUUAACCGAAAUCCCAAAAUAAUUUUUGAUCACUUUCAUUUUCUUCUUGAGUGUCCUGAACUAAUGUCCAGAUUUAUGCACAUCAUAAAAGCUCAGCCAUUUAAAGAUCGCUGUGAAUGGUUCUAUGAACAUCUGCAUGCUGGGCAGCCAGAUUCGGACAUGGUGCACAGGCCUGUCAAUGAAAAUGACAUCCUUUUGGUUCACAGAGAUUCUAUUUUUAGGAGUAGCUGUGAAGUUGUGUCUAAAGCAAAUUGUGCAAAACUAAAGCAGGGGAUUGCUGUGAGAUUUCAUGGAGAGGAAGGCAUGGGACAGGGUGUGGUGCGUGAGUGGUUUGAUAUCCUAUCCAGUGAAAUAGUUAACCCAGAUUACGCUUUAUUUACCCAGUCAGCUGAUGGAACAACUUUCCAGCCCAACAGCAACUCUUCUGUAAAUCCAGAUCAUUUGAACUACUUCCGUUUCGCAGGCCAGAUCUUGGGGCUAGCUCUGAAUCACAGGCAGUUGGUGAACAUUUACUUCACGAGGUCAUUCUACAAACAUAUUCUUGGUAUACCUGUAAAUUAUCAGGAUGUAGCAUCUAUUGAUCCAGAGUAUGCAAAGAACUUGCAGUGGAUUUUAGAUAAUGAUAUCAGUGAUCUGGGUUUGGAGCUGACCUUCUCUGUUGAGACUGAUGUGUUUGGAGCAAUGGAAGAAGUGCCACUGAAGCCAGGGGGUGCAAGUAUACUUGUUACACAGGAAAACAAGGCUGAGUAUGUCCAGCUUGUCACAGAGCUUAGAAUGACAAGAGCCAUUCAGCCUCAGAUAAAUGCCUUUUUACAAGGCUUCCAUAUGUUCAUUCCACCAUCUUUGAUCCAGCUUUUUGAUGAAUAUGAACUGGAGCUUUUGUUGUCUGGUAUGCCAGAAAUUGAUGUGAAUGAUUGGUUAAAAAAUACAGAAUACACCAGUGGCUAUGAGAGAGGAGACCAAGUUAUACAGUGGUUUUGGGACGUUGUGGAAGAACUAACUCAGGAAGAGAGAGUAUUGCUGUUACAGUUUGUUACAGGCAGUUCCAGGGUGCCUCAUGGUGGCUUUGCCCAUAUAAUGGGUGGCAGUGGAUUGCAAAACUUUACAAUUGCUGCUGUGCCGUAUACUGCAAAUCUUUUACCAACAUCAAGCACAUGUAUCAACAUGCUCAAGUUACCUGAAUACCCAAGUAAAGAAAUACUUAAGGACAGGCUGCUUGUAGCAUUGCACUGUGGAAGCUAUGGUUACACAAUGGCAUAGUGAAGUCUAGAGGACUCAUCUGACUACUGAUGUGCAAUUCAAAGUGGCAGAAGUAAUUUUGGAAACUGUCAAUAGAAAAGCAGCUUAGAUGCUGCAGCCCAUUGGCAGGGCUGGGCUUCAGAACUCGUACAGGAUCAUCAGCUUUUCCUACAUUAUGUGUUGUCAAAGUAACUGAUACCGUCACGACAAACUUCUCAGUAUGCUGUAGUUUCAUUUUUUAAAAUGAUGGAUCUGAUGGAAAUCAGUUUACAUGCUUUUCAUUAUUACUUCAGUCUGAAUCAGAAAGUUUGUCAGAAUCUCUUUCCACAGUUUACUUCGGGUUUUCAACUAUAUGGUUGAAUGGCAUUUGCAUUUCAGUUUACUUUGCACUCAGAUGGCAUACUACUAAUGGACGGACUUGUACUUUAUGCCUUGUUGCAUGUGAAAGUGCUGUUUAUUUUUGCAGAGAACACUAUAGAAAGUUCAAUUUCGAUAUUGUACAGGAAGACAGAUCUGAUGUAUUUUCCAUUUCUUUGCAGAGUAACAGAAAUAAAAUUUUAUAACUUUUUAGUAUUUUAAUGUAUAUAGUAUGUAAAGGUAAGACUGUUAUCACUGGAAAAAUAACAGAUGAAGUUAAUAUCUAAUUUAUAUUAGAAUUUACACUAUAUUCUACUAAAUAUUUAAAGUAUUUGACUUUAUAGUCAACUUGCAGUUUAGAAUUUGUAAAUAUUAUUUAAGAUCUAUAUCCAUUUGUCUGAAUGCCUUUACUCUUUCCU
Molecule: messenger RNA, 2603 nt
Organism: Fulmarus glacialis (Northern fulmar)
Lineage: Eukaryota; Metazoa; Chordata; Aves; Procellariiformes; Procellariidae
Product: E3 ubiquitin-protein ligase HACE1-like
Exons: 14
Biological process (GO): protein polyubiquitination; proteasome-mediated ubiquitin-dependent protein catabolic process; positive regulation of protein catabolic process
Cellular component (GO): nucleus
Molecular function (GO): ubiquitin-protein transferase activity
Source: RefSeq, a predicted model, not a curated record